AUGGAGAUCCCCGCUACAGACCAAGCAGAUGAGUCAUGCGCAUUGCAGAGCAAAGCCUCGGACCACGUGACGGAGAAGCUGGAGACCUCGGAGGAGCCACUUGCAGCAACGCAAGCAGCAACGCAAGUGACGUCCGAAUCCGGAAGUGGUGCAACACAUUCAGCUCCUCCUCCCCCGUCAGGCAUAAGGGCAAAGGGCUGGCGAAUCACCGCCAUCAAGCCUUCUGAAGAGAUGUGGGCAUGGGAUGUGAAGCAGGUGCAGUUCCUGACCGACACAGGUGACAAACUCAUGCCAUCGCCUUUCGGAUGCUCAGUUGUUUCCAGUGGCACGGCUGAAGGCGACGGAUGGGAACCUGAGAAUGCGUUCAGGGACGAUAUUGAUGCGGCAUGGGGCGGUCGCAAGGAUAGGAGUGGAAGCUUCUACAUUGGGCUCCAUCGUUGCCCCACUGCGGUGAAGUUGGGGGAGGUGAAGCUUCAACAAGAGCCUCAUCCGUCGAGCCCACCUGUUGACAAGGUGAAGAUUGAAUUCACCAUGGAUGAUGUCGGUGCUCAAUGGCAUAAGUUCUGCGAGGUGUCAAUCAGCCAAAACAGCUUGGAGACGAUAUGGUUUCUCGGAACUCUCUAUUACGUUGAGGCUUGCCACAUGUGCAAUAAGAACUGGUGUGCCGGACCGUACAUGCAGCACGACACCUACGUUGAAGUUGAUCAUGUGAAAGGACCUUCCUUGGCAGAUGCGCCCGCGGGCUGCGGCGUGAUCACCUCCGAUACCAGGAUGGCCCGCAACCCCGAGACAGGAGCAAUCUACGCCCUGGUUCCUUUCACGUCGAAAACUUCAAGCCCAUGUGAUUGCACCACGGAGUGGAUGAGCGGACAUGUUCAUGUGGGCCUCAAUGGUUGUGCGGCUCACAACCAUGAUGGGCAAAUGUGGUGCUACGUUGUCGGAGGAAGGAACUGCUGGCAGGCAACAAGGUCUGAGCGGUUUCCUGGCGCAUAUUAUAUUACUGGGUGCACGCCUUCCAUUCAGUCCACUCCAAAACAGGUACUUGGCCGCCCAUUAACCCUGAACGGCAAGACCUUGCUGGCUGCUGCCACUGCAACGCGUGAGUUCAAGGAUUUGGCUGAUGGGUGGGGAUUCCCCGCCAGUAACUUGGGUCACCCAAUGCUGUCAGCAGUGAGCGGCAGAGCUGCGCGUAUGCCUCAGGAAUUGCUGGAGGAAGCCCUGCGUGGCUUUGGCGCCGGAAAUCCAUUCCCAGAGGCAACCGGCACUCUGGCGAUGGAGUCGCAACUCCCGCACAUGCUUGCUGUGGCACAAGCGGAGCUUGCCAGUGCGGGUCCUGAGGAGCGUGAGCAUUGGAAGGAAGCGGGCUUGGCAGAGCAUGCGUCAGUUGGUUCCUUUGCGAAACUUUGCUUGGAGUUGCUUGUUGCAGGAGCACCGCCAAGGUUGUUGCGCCGCGCCAUCAAGGCACAGGAGGAGGAACUUGUGCAUGCUCAUCUGGGCGACCUCGCCAAUGCUACCCAGACAGAUGGCCACGGUGGCUUUGCCAUCGAACGCUUGGACCUCCCAGAACACAGCUUUGAAGUACGGCGUGACUUAGUUGCGCUCCGAAAUGCCGCCAUCGAGGAGGGUCUCAUCGGCGAGGGCCGUGCGGCGCUUCGGCUCUUCCAGCGCUCCCUUGAAACUCUGCAUGGCCAGAGCGAGGGUAAGCUGGAUGGCCGCGAGGUGUUGUCGGAAGGCCGCCGGGCUCUUGCGAAGAUCGUUUGGGCGAUUGCGAACGAUGAGGCGCGCCACGCCGCAUUGGCCAUGGAGACCAUUGAGUGGCUUUCGGGGAGAGACAGCAGACCACAGGCACAGCUGCCCAAAGUGCAGAUCAGCUCAGGGACUGUGGUCGUGCAGGAGGCUGCAUAA
Molecule: messenger RNA, 1905 nt
Organism: Symbiodinium natans
Lineage: Eukaryota; Dinophyceae; Suessiales; Symbiodiniaceae
Source: the annotation of a GenBank genome assembly